AUGUCUCCUUCACGUCUUUAUCCUGUUUCUAUGAGAAGUUAGAGGGUUUUUUCUUCUAGAUUUUUUCCUCAGCAGAUUUUAGUUUGGUGGAUAAUCGUCUGAGCAGAGAUGGGACCUCGUACAGCAGUGUCUCCGUCUAAGGAGGUGAAGUGUAGAGGUCAGGGAGGAGCCCGUCGGAGGAGCAGCAGCGACGGCAGCAGGUACAGCCAGAGAGGAGCCGGCCUAGCCAACAACGCCUCCUCUUCUUCAUCCACAACGGUGCUCUUCAACCCAAAGUCAGUGUUGAAGAGACCGGUGAGCACAGAGGAGCUGCAGAGACCAGGAGGACCCUACAUCAGGAAAACCUUCACAAUCGUGGGCGAUGCCGUGGGUUGGGGCUUCGUGGUGAGAGGAAACCGGCCGUGUCACAUUCAGGCUGUGGAGCCCUGCGGUCCAGCUGCUGCUGCUGGGAUGAAGGUCUGUCAGUUCGUGGUUUCGGUCAACAGGACCAACGUCCUUCACCUGGACUACCGGACCGUCAGCCACCUGAUCCUGACCGGACCGAGGACGCUGGUGAUGGAGGUGAUGGAGGAGACUGAAAACUGAGAGAGUGAAGACCCUGAGGGGUGGACUUCAGAGUGAAGCUGAGGAUAUUCUGUAUAUAAAAACCAGAAAGCUCUGAGAUGACUGGAGUUACAGACAGAUGUGAAAAAUGUGCUUUAGAUUCACAAACCUCUGACUGUAAAUGUUCACGUUUAUCAGAAAUACUCCUCUGACUCAGCUCUGAUUGUUAGGAAAGGAUUUUAGUUAGAGAGGAAAUGUCUGUGAGGUCUUUAUAGAAACGUUCCUGCAGUACCCAGAAGAACCAGACCCCCUUAAAGAUAGUCUGUGAAUGGGAACGCUCUGGUUCCAGCUGAACUUUUUAUUUUUACUGUUUCUGUGAAGAAUUAUAUUCUUUCCCACAAAUCUGUCAAAGUCUGGCUCCUUACAGCAGAAACUGAGAGGGUUAAAAAAAAUAAAUAAAAUGACAAUCAGUUAGAGAUUUUAAAAUCUGUGGGCAAAGAUUUG
This is a messenger RNA of Cheilinus undulatus (humphead wrasse), 1047 nucleotides long. RefSeq names its product DEP domain-containing mTOR-interacting protein-like. NCBI's taxonomy places the organism in Eukaryota, Metazoa, Chordata, Actinopteri, Labriformes, Labridae. The transcript is spliced from 5 exons. The coding region runs from base 109 to 585 and encodes 158 amino acids. The record is from RefSeq and is a predicted model, not a curated record. Gene Ontology annotation, molecular function: protein binding.